AGCAAACAAACUAUAAUCUGCAAAUCAAAAUCAAAGCAAAAUUAAAGAAAGAAAGCAAAAAUGCCUUGUGCAAUAGCAUUAACAAACUCUCCAAUUUUCUCACCAUCACAACAAACACCAAAACUACUUUCGCCAUUUUACUGUAAACUAUCAUCUGUAUCAUCACCAACAAAUCGCAAUUCGUUUUAUGCAUCGUCGUCUUUAUUAUCUCCAUCACCAAAAUCACCUUUAUCACCGUUGACUUACAACAGAAGUCUCAGAGAAGAGGCGGAGAAGGAGGCGGCGGUGUGUUCCACGUCAUCAUUACCGUCGCCGACGAUUUUGAAGAGGAAAAGACCGGCGAGGAUUACGAUUCCGAUUGCAUCUUUGAGAUUAGAACAGGUUGAUCAAACGCCGAGGGAAGAGAGUAGUAGGUUAGAUGAAGUGGAAGUUGAAGGAGAAGGAUACUCUGUGUAUUGUAAAAGAGGGAAAAAGAGAGGUGAUAUGGAAGAUCGGUAUUCGGCCAUAGUUGAUGAAUCUAAGGACGGCUCUAAACAGGCCUUUUUUGGUGUAUUUGAUGGACAUGGGGGAGCAAAAGCUGCAGAGUUUGCAGCAAAGAAUUUAGGCAGGAACAUUAUAAAUGAAGUAGCGUUAAGGAGUGAAGACGGAGUUGAAGAGGCAGUUAAAGAGGGUUACCUCACUACAGAUACAGACUUCCUAAAGCUAAAUACAAAUGGAGGAAGUUGUUGUGUGACAGCACUGAUACAAAAUGGACAACUUAUUGUAUCAAAUGCCGGUGAUUGUCGCGCUGUAUUGAGCAGAGGAGGCGUAGCAGAGGCGCUCACAGUCGAUCACCGCCCUUCUAGGCAAGAUGAAAUGGAAAGAAUUCAAAGCCUGGGUGGUUAUGUAGAUUGUUGUCGAGGUGUGUGGAGAAUUCAAGGAUCUUUAGCUGUGUCAAGAGGAAUAGGAGAUUCUCAUCUUAAAAGAUGGGUAAUAGCUGAACCAGAGACAAAAAUAUUGACUAUUGAACCAGAAUGUGAAUUCUUGAUCCUUGCCUCUGAUGGACUUUGGGAAAAGGUUACUAAUCAGGAGGCGGUGGAGUUAGCGCGACCUUUGUGCAUAGGUGUUGAUAACAUACGACGAUUAUCUGCUUGCAAAAAGCUUAUUGAUUUGGCAGUAAUGAGAGGAUCAUCUGAUGAUAUAAGUACAAUGGUCAUUCAACUAGGCCAAUUUGUCCAAUAAACCAAUGGUAGGAAGAAUCUGUUUGAAUGAUUUGGUCACUUGGGGAAAAUGGACUGCCUAAAUAAAGGGGCAGCCCGGUGCACAAAGUAUCCCGCGUUCACGAGAAUCCGAAGAAGAACCACACUUCAAAGGGGUGUGAUGCUGAUUCCACGACUCAAAACCCGUGACCGAAAAUUAUUGGAAAUUUUCAGUCUUAAUCAAGCUUAAUAGGACAGUUACUAGUGUUAUAUGUAAUUUACUGGAUAACUAUAAAUGCUAAGGUGUUAGAAUUAGAGGGCAAUUGUUGAUGUUCAUAUGUGUGUUAUCUACUAGAUUUCUCGGAUCAUCUGAAGUCAAAUUUUACUUGGAUAGGCCUAACAUGUUACUUGUUACACAUUCUUUUCUUGGAAGCAAAUUAUUUAGGCUAUAGAAGGCAUGAUUUUUCUGUAUAUUUUCCCACAUUUCGGGAUGACUUGUAAACCUUAAUCAUCAAAUUUAGAUAUGAAAUAUUAGAAUUUAAUGACU
Molecule: messenger RNA, 1725 nt
Organism: Nicotiana tabacum (common tobacco)
Lineage: Eukaryota; Viridiplantae; Streptophyta; Magnoliopsida; Solanales; Solanaceae
Product: putative protein phosphatase 2C 53
Biological process (GO): protein dephosphorylation
Molecular function (GO): cation binding; protein serine/threonine phosphatase activity
Source: RefSeq, a predicted model, not a curated record